AUGGCAGCGCAAACAGCAGACACCCUUCCCAAGAUGCCAUAUGUGCGUCUCGGGAACAGUGGCUUAAAGGUAUCGCGCUUGAUCUUGGGGUGUGCUUCGUACGGGACCAAAAGCGAUGUCGCAUGGAGAAUUGAGGAAGCAGAAGCCCUUACACAUUUGAAGGAAAGCAUCACAAAUCUCUAUCCGUGCGAGGAAAUUCUCGGGAAGUUCGUUCAGACUGUUCCUCGCGAGUCCGUCGUGAUCAUGACCAAGGGGAACAAUCGCAAGCACAUCUUCGACAACGUCAAGGCAGCAUUGAAGAGACUACAAACAGACUACAUUGACGUCCUACAACUCCAUCGCUUCGAUUACGAAACUCCCAUCGAGGAGACCAUGAGAGCCCUGCACGACGUGGUUCAAGCAGGCUACGUUCGCUACAUUGGCAUGAGCAGCUGUUGGGCAUGGCAGUUCCAUGCAAUGCAAAUCUAUGCUCUCAACAAUGGCCUCACCCCUUUUGUCAACUGCCAAAAUUUCUACAACUUGCUGUAUCGAGAAGAAGAGCGCGAGAUGAUGCCCUUGCUCAAGUAUCUAGGAGCUGGCUCCACUCCAUGGAGCCCCAUGGCAAAGGGCCACCUGACUCGUCCACUUUCCAGGACAUACGAAACCGUGCGGUCGACAUCCGAUCUGUAUCACGAUGAAGCGAUAACAAACGAAGAGUGGGAGAAAGAGAUCAACCGGCGAGUGGAAAAGCUAUCCAUUCGACGUGGACUUUCCAUGGCGCAGGUCGCUUUGGCGUGGGUGCUGCACAAAGACUGCGUGUGUGCACCGAUAGUGGGAAUAACCAAGCUCGAACGGUUCGACGAGAUCGUGAAAACACUGGAGGUCAAGCUAGAUGACGACGAGAUCAAAUUCCUGGAAGAGCCAUAUCACGCUCGACAUUCUGUCGGCUUCAUUUGA
Messenger RNA from Cladophialophora immunda, 936 nucleotides. RefSeq lists its product as uncharacterized. The record is from RefSeq and is a predicted model, not a curated record. Bases 1 to 936 code for a protein of 311 amino acids. NCBI's taxonomy places the organism in Eukaryota, Fungi, Ascomycota, Eurotiomycetes, Chaetothyriales, Herpotrichiellaceae. The transcript is spliced from 4 exons.